This is a messenger RNA of Sparassis crispa, 570 nucleotides long. Its product is annotated as pali-domain-containing protein. Gene Ontology annotation, cellular component: plasma membrane; growing cell tip; cell division site. NCBI's taxonomy places the organism in Eukaryota, Fungi, Basidiomycota, Agaricomycetes, Polyporales, Sparassidaceae. The transcript is spliced from 4 exons. The record is from RefSeq and is a predicted model, not a curated record. The coding region runs from base 1 to 570 and encodes 189 amino acids.
AUGGCUGCCGGCGCUGCGAUACCUGGACUGUUCUUCACCUUCGCAGCGAUGGUGCUGCUCAUCUUCGCAUCUGUUUCCCCACCUACAUGGAACCCCAUUUCAUUCCUGAACACUAACGUCGGGGGUGUAUCGACGCAUUUCGGUGUAUUCGGAUACACUGGUUCCACGACCCACGUAGGGUGGCACUUCCCCAGCGGUAUUGGUGAUAACACGAUUAAUGAUACCACCUUCCACAAUCUUACAUACAUAUUGGUCCUUAUCCCCGUCGCUGCCGGUCUCUCUGGCCUCUCAUGGCUUUUCGGUCUCUGCGGCGCGGCUUACCAUCGCGCAGGCACCGUGUUCAUGACUCUCCUCUCCGCUGUCGCGUUCCUCGUCACUCUUAUCGCGUGGGUCGUCGAGAUGGUGCUUUUCGGCGUCGCGCGCAACCACGUGCGCGAUGCGGGCAACUACGCGCAGUACGGCAACGCGAACUGGCUCGUACUCGGCGCGCUCCUCGCGCUCCUCCUCGGGUUCUUCGCCAGCCUGUGCGGCAGCUUCGGGCGGUAUGGCUCGCGGCGUUCGGCGUAUUAG